AUGUUUAUUGAACCUACAAUUAUUGAUAAAUCCUUUCCAUCAGAACAUGUACAUUGUGUCAAUUGUAUUAAAUUAAAUUGUAAACAAGGUGAUUUAUGUCCACUUAUACAUUGUAACUUCUGUGGCGUUCGUUUACAUAAAUGCAAAUUGGAAGAUCAUAUUGAGCACAUUUGUGGAAAGGCCCCCUGCACUUGCCCUAACACAAUUUAUGGCUGCAAUGUUCGACUUCGUCGACAACUUAUUGCCGAACAUAUUGCUUUCUGUUGUGCUUCUUUAGUUUUUUGUCCAUUUGUUCGCAAUCGACAGUUUUACUCUGCAAAAGCUAAAAAAUUGUUAAAAAGAAUUGCCAGGACUGGAGAAAAAAUAUUUCCCGAAAAUGAGAAAACAAUGGAGGAAUUAAAUGAACUUGAAGUCCCAGACAUUGCAAUUGCUUUAAUUGAUCAGAAAAUUCUAACAAAAUUCUUCCAAAUUCCACGUAAAAAACGUUCUACUCUUCGCCCUACCGCAAUCGCAAUGGAUUUCAUCAAACAAAAUUCUUUAGUAAUAAAUAAAUAUAAAAAUCGGCAAAAUGAAGUAGUAAGUGAAGCGCCGUUGGAAGACAAAAAUUUCUACAAAAGAAAAUUUAGUUUAAAUGAACCAGAUUCCGAUUAUUUUGACAGCAGUGAUGAAGAAAAACAAGAAAUUGAAAUCAAAAACAAAAAAAUUUGUGAGCCUUUUGCUGGUUGUCGUCUAUGCAAUCAACAUUUACAUCAAUUGGGGUCAAUGAAAGAAAACAAAGAGAAUGGGGAUUUUGAACAAAAGAAGAAAAAUAUUUUAAAAUUAUUUGAUAAUAAUUCAAUUUUGAGUUUUUUACCUGAAUUUUACCGGAAGAGAAGUUUACUUGUUACUCCAAAUAUUCCAUUUCUUAGCAUUGUCUUGGGCGAAGAAUACCUCAGCGUAAACUACCCAAUUUUUGGUUGUGCUGCUUGUUCUAUCCCUCGUAGCCAAUUUAGCUCUCAUUAUGCUUCACACAAUAUUUUGGAUGAAUCCACGCCUUAUAAUUUUAUAGCAAGAUGUCCGAACUGGCAGAGAGGGUGCUCAUUUAAAAUGAAUACUUUAACACCACUUAAAGGAAAUGGAGUGUUUAGGUAUAAUUCUUUCUUGUCUGCGUGUGUAUAUGAACCAAUGCCUAAUUUGCCUAUUUUGAUGUGCGUGCCAUCAGCCUCAUCCUCGGGUUUUUUCCUUGCCGAAAUGCCUUCACAUUUUUAUUUGCUCAUUGCAAGAUGGAUGGAUGAUGCUUCUCUUCGAACAUUAUCUGUUACUUGUAGUAGAAUGUAUCAAUUAUUACCCAAAUUAUUGCCCCAUCGUUUAUGUGUUGAAAUAAAAUGGAAAAAGAAACGAGUUUUCGGAGAUGGAUUUGUUGGUAAUAGAUUUGUUGAAGACGGAUUUUACGAGAGUUUCUCAGCUGUCCAAGGCUCAAUACCUUCACUAAUUGUUCAACCUCAAGGACCAAUAAUUGAUCAUUUACAAAAUUGUGACUAUCGAGAUGUUUAUGACUUGGGAAUUGAACCGAUUGAAUUGAAAAAAGUCCACGGAUCAUUUGUUUCGGCCAAUUAAUAUCCAAAUGAAAUUUACAUAUUAAAUUAAGAAAAUAAUGUUGUGCAAUAUUUAAUGUCAU
Messenger RNA from Meloidogyne enterolobii, 1657 nucleotides. NCBI's taxonomy places the organism in Eukaryota, Metazoa, Nematoda, Chromadorea, Rhabditida, Meloidogynidae. The record is from the annotation of a GenBank genome assembly.